Molecule: messenger RNA, 2905 nt
Organism: Seriola aureovittata
Lineage: Eukaryota; Metazoa; Chordata; Actinopteri; Carangiformes; Carangidae
Product: vesicle-fusing ATPase-like
Exons: 22
Coding region: 106-2346 (746 amino acids)
Biological process (GO): SNARE complex disassembly; Golgi to plasma membrane protein transport; intra-Golgi vesicle-mediated transport
Cellular component (GO): Golgi stack
Molecular function (GO): ATP binding; ATP hydrolysis activity
Source: RefSeq, a predicted model, not a curated record
CGCCAACCACCAACAAAAUAAACAGAAGAAGCCGCAGUUCUGUCAGCGGAGCGUUAAUGCUGAGUUGCACUUGAACGGGGGAUAAAAAAAAAAGAAAACACAAAGAUGACUAGCCGGAUGAUGCAAACGGGGCGAUGCCCGACAGACGAACUGUCGUUGACCAACUGUGCCGUCGUCGGUGAGAAGGAGCUGCAGUUUGAACACCACGUCACUGUGCGCAAUUUAACCCACAAGUAUGUGUUCACCUUGAAGACGCAUCCGAGUGUCAGCUCCGGGACCAUCGCCUUCAGUCUGCCACAGAGAAAAUGGGCAGGCCUGGCCAUUGGACAAGAGGUUGAAGUAACAAACUACAAGUUUGACAAGUCCAAACAGUGUAUCAGCACCAUGACAGUGGAGAUCGACUUCCUGCAGAAGAAGAACGUGGACAGCAACCCCUACGAUUCCGACAAGAUGGCCGGCGAAUUCAUCCAGCACUUCAACAACCUGGCCUUCAGUAUUGGCCAACAGCUGGUGUUUAGUUUCUGUGAUAAACUGUUUGGCUUGGUGAUAAAAGAUAUUGAGGCCAUGGACCCCAGCAUCCUGAGGGGAGAACAUGCCUCUAGCAAGAAACAGAAGAUUGAGAUUGGUUUGUUGCUGGGAAACAGUCAGGUGAUUUUUGAAAAGUCAGAGAGCUCAUCCAUGACCCUGAUUGGGAAAGCCAAGACCCGAGAGUCUCGCCAGUCCAUCAUCACCCCCGACUGGAAUUUUGAGAAGAUGGGUAUUGGUGGCCUUGACAAGGAGUUUUCUGACAUCUUCCGUCGAGCCUUCGCCUCCCGAGUCUUCCCUCCAGACAUAGUCGAACAGAUGGGCUGUAAGCAUGUGAAGGGAAUCCUGCUGUACGGACCCCCAGGCUGCGGUAAAACCCUGAUGGCACGACAGAUUGGCAAGAUGCUCAACGCCCGGGAGCCAAAGAUCGUCAACGGCCCCGAAAUCCUCAACAAGUACGUCGGGGAGUCCGAGGCCAACAUCAGGAAGCUGUUUGCAGACGCAGAGGACGAACAGAAAAGGCUCGGUGCCAACAGCGGCCUUCACAUCAUCAUCUUCGAUGAGAUUGAUGCAAUCUGUAAGCAGCGUGGCAGCAUGGCAGGCAGCACCGGAGUCCACGACACCGUGGUCAACCAACUGCUGUCUAAGAUUGAUGGAGUGGAGCAGCUCAACAACAUCCUGGUCAUAGGUAUGACCAACAGGCCAGACCUGAUAGAUGAGGCCUUGUUGAGGCCGGGAAGACUGGAGGUGAAGAUGGAGAUUGGGUUACCUGAUGAGAAGGGUCGCAUUCAGAUCCUACACAUCCACACAGCAAAGAUGCGUCAGUACAACCUGCUCUCCAGCGAUGUGGAAAUUAAGGAGCUGGCCGUGGAGACGAAGAACUACAGUGGUGCCGAACUGGAGGGUCUAGUCAGGGCUGCUCAGUCCACUGCUAUGAACAGACACAUUAAGGCCAGCAACACAGUGGAGGUGAACAUUGAGACGGCAGAGAGGCUGCAGGUCAGCAGACUUGACUUCAUGGCCUCGCUGAAUAACGACAUCAAACCUGCAUUUGGUACCAACCAGGAGGACUACGCCAGCUACAUCAUGAACGGUAUCAUCAGGUGGGGCGACCCGGUGUCGGCGGUGUUGGAGGACGGGGAGCUGCUGGUGCAGCAGACCAAGAAUAGCGACCGCACACCGCUCGUCUCUGUGCUCCUGGAAGGCCCACCUAACAGUGGUAAAACAGCGCUGGCAGCUAAGAUUUCCGAAGACUCCCAGUUCCCCUUUAUCAAGAUCUGCUCCCCCGACAAGAUGAUCGGACACUCCGAGAUCGCCAAAUGCCAAGCCAUCAAAAAGAUAUUUGAAGAUGCCUACAAAUCCCAGCUGAGCUGUGUGGUUGUGGAUGACAUUGAACGCUUGUUGGACUAUGUCCCGAUCGGCCCUCGUUUCUCCAACCUGGUGUUGCAAGCCUUGCUGGUGCUGCUGAAGAAAGCUCCUCCUAAGGGUCGUAAGCUGCUGAUCAUUGGCACCACGAGUCGUAAAGACGUCCUCAGGGAAAUGGAGAUGUUGGAUGCUUUCAGCACCACCAUCCACAUUCCCAACAUCUCAAGGGGAGACCAGCUGGUCGAGGCCCUGGAGCUGCUUGGCAGUUUCCAGGAGAAAGAGCGGGCCACCAUAGCGAAAGCUGUGAAGGACCAACGAGUGUGGAUCGGCAUAAAAAAGUUGCUCAUGCUGAUUGAAAUGGCUGUACAGAUGGAUCCUGACUACAGAGUUAGCAAGUUCCUGAGUCUAUUGAAGGAUGAAGGAGCACUGGGUUCUAAUAAGUUUGAGGCAAUCUAGACUCAGUGGAGCCACAGUGAAAAAGAGGCAUCCUUCAGUGUUGCUGAGGAACGGAAGCCUGAAAGAGGCUGGCAGGAGGAAGCGAGCGAGAGACAAGUUUCCAUCUCUCUCUGCAUCCUUCCUUCCCAUCCCCGAAGCUCUGUGCGCUUCUCUCUGCACUGCAGCUUUCUGCAGAAGCAACCAACCAGGCAGCCUCUUCCUCUUCAGCACUGUGUGAACAUGUAAAAUAAGAGAAACAAGCGGUGUUUGUUGUAUCUGGUGUAUAUUGCAUUUCUUGAAGACUAGUGCUGUUAUCUCCAUGCGAUGCCCCUAGCACUCCAUUGUGAUUUUAUAUAUGAAAGAGUCGAGGCAAAAGACACAUGGCAAGUAGACGUGCAUGCACAAACACUAAUUAUAAUACUGUGUGUUUAUAAAGCCCUUAUUUGUAUGCACACAUUUAUAAUCUGAUCAUUCCAGAACAGGACUUAAAGAUCUCACUGUGUUCUUAUCAUAAUGUGUACUUGCUUAUGUCUGACCUUUUUUAUUUUAUGAAUAAAUUAAUUCUAGUACUAACAGGAAA